This is a messenger RNA of Stylophora pistillata, 688 nucleotides long. Its product is annotated as NADH dehydrogenase [ubiquinone] 1 alpha subcomplex subunit 8. Gene Ontology annotation, biological process: mitochondrial electron transport, NADH to ubiquinone. The record is from RefSeq and is a predicted model, not a curated record. Lineage: Eukaryota; Metazoa; Cnidaria; Anthozoa; Scleractinia; Pocilloporidae. Gene Ontology annotation, cellular component: respiratory chain complex I.
GUAUCAGACCGCCAUCUUGAUUCUCUGGAAAGAGUGUUGGUGUUCUUUGCAGAAAUGGCUACUGGGGUCAAAGACAUUCAAUUCAAAGACCUGGAGGUCGAAGAAGUAGAAGUAACAUCAGCCGUUUUGAUGGGAGGUGCCCAUCAUCUUGGGCAGUACUGUGAUAAGGAUUUCAAGAACUUCAUGGGCUGUCGAUAUGGCCACAAGGACCCGCGUAAGUGCUUGGACGAAGGAAAGCAAGCAACAAAAUGUGCCCUAGGUUACUUUAAGAAGCUUAAGGAUCAUUGCAAUGACGUCUUCACCAAACAUUGGACUUGUCUUGACUACAACAACCAGGAAUUUGGUUAUUGCCGGGCGACGCAGAAGAAAUUUGAUGCCUGCGUCUUGGAAAAGCUUGGAUUGGAAUGCACACAGCCUGUUCAUCUUGAACUGUACGAUUGAUUUGGGUUGUUUUUUAUCAGUUGAUAUAUAGGUUGAAAGUUGAUCUAUAUGACACCCUUAACUUUAAAUUGUGAUGAGCACGAAAAAAAUCUGACUUGUGAUGGUUUUAAAAGUGUUUCUGUAAUCACUUACAGUGUGUCCAGGCAAAAUGUAUAUAAUGUACAUUUAAGGAUGCAUAUGCUGUUUGCAGGAAAUUGUUGGAUGUUUUCGUAAAGGAAUAAAGUUUUGGUGGACUAUCUUUUGAAAA